Strongylus vulgaris is the source of this 318-nucleotide messenger RNA. Lineage: Eukaryota; Metazoa; Nematoda; Chromadorea; Rhabditida; Strongylidae. The record is from the annotation of a GenBank genome assembly.
AUGACACCACUUUUGAAUUGCGACGAUUUUAACAUUAACAACGGUGUUCCUGUAACUAUAAAUGUACCUGCUCCUACCAAUCCCAACCUACCAACACAGAUUGUCUUUUAUGGUAACAACUUCGUUUCUCCCUUUGGAGGUGCUAUAUUCCUACAAGAUAUUCUGCUCCAAGGAAAUCUAGAAUGCACCGAAAAAAAUCUAGAUGGUUUUCCGGUCUUGUAUCAAGGGAAUCAAGAAUUGGGGGAUGCAUCAUUGCAAGAGCCAGCACAUGCUGAGAGAUCGCAAGAUGUCUCUAAGCCGCUGAAAAACAAAAACUAA